AUGGGCGCCGGGGAAGGGCCGGGAACCGGGCUGGCCCCCGUGGAGAGCUCCCAGGCCUUCACCUGGCAGUCCCAGCUCCGGCAUCGCUGGGACGAAGAGAAGAAGCACUGCUUUGCCAACAUCUGUGACGCCCAAAUCCAGUACUCCUACGAAUACCUGGGCAACACGCCGCGGCUGGUCAUCACCCCGCUCACAGACAGAUGCUACAUAACCUUGACCCAGUCCCUGCACCUGAUCAUGGGCGGGGCCCCCGCUGGCCCUGCCGGGACCGGCAAGACGGAGACGACCAAGGAUCUGGGCAGGGCCCUGGGCACCAUGGUGUAUGUCUUCAACUGCUCGGAGCAAAUGGACUACAAGUCUUGUGGGAACAUCUACAAGGGCCUGGCUCAGACUGGAGCGUGGGGCUGCUUCGAUGAAUUUAACCGAAUCUCGGUGGAGGUCUUGUCCGUGAUCGCUGUGCAGGUUAAAUGUGUCCAAGAUGCGAUUCGGGCCAAGAAAAAAACGUUCAGUUUCCUGGGAGAGAUGAUAGGUCUCAUCCCCACCGUGGGCAUUUUCAUCACCAUGAACCCUGGGUAUGCAGGACGCGCCGAGCUGCCCGAGAAUUUAAAGGCCUUAUUCAGGCCCUGCGCCAUGGUGGUUCCCGACUUUGAACUGAUAUGUGAGAUCAUGCUGGUGGCCGAGGGCUUUCUGGAAGCCCGCCUGCUGGCCAGGAAGUUCAUCACGCUCUAUACCUUGUGCAAAGAGCUCCUGUCGAAGCAGGAUCAUUACGACUGGGGCUUGCGAGCCAUCAAGUCUGUGCUGGUGGUGGCCGGCUCCCUGAAGAGGGGCGACCCCAGCCGGGCAGAGGACCAGGUGCUCAUGAGGGCGCUGAGAGACUUCAACAUCCCCAAGAUCGUGACCGACGACCUGCCCGUGUUCAUGGGGCUGAUCGGGGACCUUUUCCCUGCCCUGGACGUGCCUCGGAAGCGGGACCUGAAUUUUGAAAAGAUCAUCAAGCAGAGCAUCGUGGAGCUCAAGCUGCAGGCAGAAGACAGCUUUGUGCUGAAGGUCGUGCAGCUCGAGGAGCUGCUCCAAGUGCGCCACUCGGUGUUUGUCAUCGGGAACGCGGGCAGUGGCAAAUCUCAGGCAUGCCCCACUCUUGUCCACUCCUCGGUCCUCCCUGAAGGAGUGGUGGCCCCCGAGCCCUGGGUGAACAACGCACCCCCACACCAGGUCCUCAAGUCUCUCAACAAGACCUAUCAGAACAUGAAGAGGAAGCCGGUUGCCGUGGACCUGGACCCCAAGGCUGUCACCUGUGAUGAGCUGUUUGGCAUCAUCAACCCGGCCACCAGGGAGUGGAAAGACGAUUCCCCCGGGGAGCUUCCAGAAUUUAGCGGUGUUCUGAAUCGGGGUGUCAGUGUCUUUCUGACGUUCGUGGCUCUGGGUCCUUUCCCGGUGACCAGAGGAGGGUUCAUUAAGAUCGGCGACAAGGAGGUGGAGUACCACCCCAAGUUCCGUCUCAUCCUGCACACCAAGCACUUCAACCCACACUACAAGCCCGAGAUGCAAGCCCAGUGCACCCUGAUCAACUUCCUGGUCACCAGGGACGGGCUCGAGGACCAGCUCUUGGCUGCUGUGGUGGCCAAAGAGCGCCCGGAUCUAGAGCAGCUGAAGGCGAACCUCACCAAGUCCCAAAAUGAAUUCAAGAUUGUUUUGAAGGAGCUGGAAGACUCCCUGCUGGCCCGGCUGUCGGCUGCGUCAGGGAACUUUCUGGGGGACACGGCCUUAGUAGAGAAUCUGGAGACCACCAAGCACACGGCCAGCGAGAUCGAGGAGAAGGUGAAAGAGGCAAAAAUCACAGAGGUUAAAAUCAAUGAGGCCAGAGAGAACUACCGGCCAGCCGCAGAGAGGGCGUCCCUGCUGUACUUCAUACUGAACGACCUCAACAAGAUUAACCCCAUCUAUCAGUUCUCGCUCAAGGCCUUCAACGUGGUAUUCGAGAAGGCCAUCCAGAAGACCACCCCCGCAGAGGAGGUCAGGCAGCGAGUAAUCAACCUGACGGACGAGAUCACCUACUCCGUCUACAUGUACACGGCCCGCGGGCUCUUCGAGCGGGAUAAGCUCAUCUUCCUGGCCCAGGUGGCCUUCCAGGUCUUGUCCAUGAAGAAAGAGCUGAACCCAGUCGAGCUGGAUUUCCUCCUGCGGUUCCCUUUCAAGGCGGGGGUCCAGUCGCCGGUGGACUUCCUGCAGCACCAGGGAUGGGGCGGCAUCAAGGCCCUGUCGGAAAUGGAUGAGUUCAAGAACCUGGACAACGACAUCGAAGGGUCUGCCAAGCGGUGGAAGAAGCUGGUGGAGUCGGAAGCCCCUGAGAAGGAAAUCUUCCCCAAGGAGUGGAAGAACAAAACGUCCUUGCAGAAGCUGUGCAUGGUGAGGUGCAUGCGGCCAGACCGCAUGACCUACGCCGUCAAGAACUUUGUGGAGGAGAAGAUGGGCAGCAAGUUCGUGGAGGGCCGGAGCGUCGAGUUUUCCAAGUCCUACGAGGAGAGCAGCCCUUCUACUCCGAUUUUCUUCAUCCUUUCCCCAGGCGUUGACCCCCUCAAAGACGUGGAAGCCCUGGGGAAAAAGCUGGGAUUUACCAUAGACAACGGGAAACUGCAUAACGUGUCCCUGGGGCAGGGACAGGAGGUGGUGGCUGAGGACGCUCUGGACAUGGCUGCAGAGAUGGGACACUGGGUCAUUCUGCAGAACAUCCACCUUGUGGCGCGGUGGCUGAGCACCCUGGACAAGAAGGUGGAGCACCACAGCAUGGGCAGCCACGAGGACUACCGCGUGUUCAUCAGCGCCGAGCCCGCCCCCAGCCCCGAGUCGCACAUCAUCCCCCAGGGCAUCCUGGAAAACGCCAUCAAAAUCACCAAUGAGCCACCCACGGGCAUGCACGCCAACCUGCACAAGGCUCUGGACCUCUUCACCCAGGACACCCUGGAGAUGUGCACCAAGGAGAUCGAGUUCAAGUGCAUCCUCUUCGCCCUGUGCUACUUCCACGCCGUGGUGGCCGAGAGGCGAAAGUUUGGGGCCCAGGGCUGGAAUAGGUUGUACCCCUUCAACAACGGGGACCUCACCAUCUCCAUCAACGUGCUCUACAACUACCUGGAGGCCAACACCAAGGUGCCCUGGGACGACCUCCGCUACCUGUUUGGAGAAAUCAUGUACGGCGGCCACAUCACGGACGACUGGGACCGGCGGCUGUGCAGGACGUAUCUGGCGGAGUACGUGCGGGUGGAGAUGCUGGAGGGCGAGAUCCUGCUGGCGCCGGGCUUUCAGAUCCCCCCCAACCUGGAUUACAAGGGUUACCACGAGUACAUCGAUGAGAACCUGCCCCCCGAGAGUCCCUACCUGUACGGCCUGCACCCCAAUGCAGAGAUUGGCUUCUUGACAGUCACGUCAGAGAAGCUGUUCCGCACCGUCCUGGAAAUGCAGCCCAAAGAGACCGACUCAGGAGCAGGCACCGGAGUAUCUCGCGAGGAGAAGGUGAAGGCCGUGCUGGAGGAGAUCCUGGAAAAGGUCCCGGAGAUGUUCAACAUGGCCGAGAUCAUGGCGAAGGCGGCUGAGAAGACCCCCUAUGUGGUGGUCGCCUUCCAGGAAUGUGAAAGAAUGAACAUCCUCACCAAUGAGAUGCGCCGCUCGCUGAAGGAGCUGAGCCUGGGGCUGAAGGGGGAACUGACCAUCACGACCGACAUGGAAGACCUGUCCACGGCGCUGUUCUACGACACUGUGCCCGACCCGUGGGUGGCCCGGGCCUACCCCUCCAUGAUGGGCCUGGCGGCCUGGUACGCCGACCUGUUGCUCCGCAUCAGGGAGCUCGAGGCCUGGACGACAGACUUCACCCUGCCCACCACUGUGUGGCUGGCCGGCUUCUUCAACCCCCAGUCCUUCCUCACGGCCAUCAUGCAGUCCAUGGCCAGGAAGAACGAGUGGCCGCUGGACAAGAUGUGUCUAUCUGUGGAAGUAACCAAGAAGAACCGGGAGGACAUGACGGCACCGCCCCGAGAGGGCUCCUAUGUGUAUGGGCUCUUCAUGGAAGGCGCUCGCUGGGACACCCAGACUGGAGUCAUCGCUGAAGCCAGGCUGAAGGAGCUGACGCCAGCCAUGCCCGUCAUCUUCAUCAAGGCCAUUCCUGUGGACCGCAUGGACACCAAGAACAUCUAUGAGUGUCCUGUGUACAAAACACGCAUCCGCGGCCCCACCUACGUCUGGACCUUUAACCUCAAGACCAAAGAGAAGGCAGCGAAGUGGAUCCUGGCGGCCGUGGCCCUGCUCUUACAGGUCUAGCAUAGCUGGUGCCAGGGUUGACAAUUAGAAAUUCAGCCCUGCCACUGUUCCUUAUUUUUAUAGGAACCGAUAGUUGCCUUUUGUCUAAGUAACCCAGACACUUUAGAAGCACGUCAAGGUGGACGGGCCAGAGAGUGGGGGCGGCGGUGCAAGGGGGGGUGCAGGCCGGAUUAAAACAGAAGUCACUAAGUUGCGCUUGUCUGACUCACUGGAGCUGGGGGACUCCCCUGUUCCUGCUGCUGAGGCGAGCCCCCCAGGAGCCCAGCCCCCAAACCCUGCCGGCCCACAAGCAGCUUGGAGGUGUGAGCACAGCAGCCAUGGCCUCUGGCCUGACGCGCCACGCAAGCAACCCACCAGUGAGGGGCCAGGGCGUCCGUACCAGCAGGAACUGCCACCUCCACAGUCCCCUGAGGCGCUGUCCCUUCUCCCAAGGACAGAGAACCUUUCUUGAUUCAGACAAAGCCUCCUCCCUCCCAGGUCCCGGGUGCUGAGACACGCCAGUCCAGAGGCAACUUUGUACCUUCAACCGCCCACUUUCUGAGCAUGCGCACAGAACAUCACGAACUUGGUUCCCGGGACAACCAUUAAUUAACGUGUGUCCUUGGAGGUCACAGGCUUGUCAUGUCCACAAUAACUCCCGGAGGCCGUGGGUCCCUUUUCAGGAGGCACAGCACCUUCCUUUCCUCCCGCCCCUGCGGUCCCCACAUCCCGGGGGGGUCCCCCGCCGCACCCCAACUGUGGCCGGGCAAGCUGGGGCAUGGGCAGUGCCACACCAGAGGGCCAGUGCCUGGCAGCCGGGGGUCCUGACUUCCCCCGGGGACACGCGCUGCAGCGAGCAUGGGAAGGCCGACACCC
Leptonychotes weddellii (Weddell seal) is the source of this 5163-nucleotide messenger RNA. The record is from RefSeq and is a predicted model, not a curated record. Lineage: Eukaryota; Metazoa; Chordata; Mammalia; Carnivora; Phocidae.